Messenger RNA from Mesitornis unicolor (brown roatelo), 1131 nucleotides. RefSeq names its product ubiquitin specific peptidase 18 (gene USP18). Lineage: Eukaryota; Metazoa; Chordata; Aves; Mesitornithiformes; Mesitornithidae. Gene Ontology annotation, molecular function: cysteine-type endopeptidase activity; cysteine-type deubiquitinase activity. Bases 1 to 1131 code for a protein of 376 amino acids. The record is from RefSeq and is a predicted model, not a curated record. Gene Ontology annotation, cellular component: nucleus; cytosol. The transcript has 10 exons. Gene Ontology annotation, biological process: protein deubiquitination.
AUGGGACAAAGAAGUGGACGUCAAGAAAUAAGGAAGAAACUGGCACUAAGUGAGACCAUGAAUGCUGAAGCAGAUGGACAAAAUGAUAAAGAGGAAGCUGAAGAGCCAAAGGCCAAAGACCAGAGGCUACUAUCAGUCUUUGGUGUGGCAGACUUAAAAAAUGGAGCUAUUGGCCUGUACAACAUUGGACAGAGCUGCUGUCUGAACUCUCUGCUCCAAGUGUUCCUUAUGAAUAUACGCUUCACUGGGAUACUUCGAAGGAUCACAGUGCCACCACAUGCUGCGCAGAAGAGGAGGAAUGUCCCAUACCAAAUGCUCCUACUGCUGGAGGAAAUGCAGUGUGGCAAGCGGAAAGCUGUUUCUCCCAUACACCUCGCUCACUGUCUUUCAUUAUACAGAGUGAACUUGUUUGUGCAGCAUGAUGCUGCCCAGCUCUUCAUGACACUCUGGAACUUGAUAAAGAGGCAGAUGAAAAAGCCAGAGCUCGUUGAAGAGCUGAGUGAUUUGUAUGCUGUCUGUGUACAGGAGCACCUGGCCUGUCAGAAAUGCUCUUUUGAGGCAAAGAGGAGCAGCAGCAUGAUAACCCUUCCAGUCCCAGUGCUGGAUUCUAAUUCUCAUGUGCUGAAGACUCUGGAGGACUGUCUGCAAUACUUUUUCCACCCAGAAAUGCUGACUGAUCACAACAUGUGUUUCUGUGAACAGUGUGGAAGGAAAACACCUUUUUUGCAGAGCACGAAGCUAGUCCACCUGCCACAGACUCUGACCAUACACCUAAAGCGCUUCUGCAUCGAAAAAUCGGCCUACAUUCACAAGCUUAGUCACUAUCUGCCGUUCCCACAAGACCUUGAUUUCAAUGCAGUCUUGACAGAAAGUCAGUGCCAAGCAGAUGACAGUGAAAAGGCUGGCUGGCAGUAUGAGCUUUUUGCUGUUGUUGCUCAUUCAGGAUCAACUAAUUGUGGACACUACUGUGCCUAUAUUCGCAGUCUCACAGAAUGCAAAUGGUAUUGCUUCAACGAUUCUCAGGUUUGCCAGGUAUCAUGGGAUGAUGUGAAAUGCACCUAUGGACAUUCCAACCUCCACUGGGGAGAAACAGCCUAUCUCUUGAUUUACAUGAAAAAACAUCCUCAGUAG